UUUGAGCAGCGUGAGGGCAAGAGGGCUCGUCAUUCAGGUGAUUAUGGUGGGGCUCUGCCUAGGAGUCGAGGUUACUUAGGGAGAGGUUAUCACUCUCAGUCUAGCAGACCCAUUCAUGCUGCUAUACCAGCGUCUGAGGCUGGUUACGCCGGGCAUAGUUCUUCGAGUUGGGUGCAUACUUCACAGGGUUUAUCUUCUAGACCUGUAGGCCGUGGAGGACAUUCUGGUCAUUCAGGUUCCUCUCAUCAGCCUACGUCUCGUAAGGGUUGUUUUGAGUGUGGUGAUAUGGGACACUUUGUGAGAGAUUGCCCUAGGACCAGACGUGGUGGCUUGCAUCAGGGUUCUCAGGCUUUGACUUCCAGGGCUGCACAACCUCCAACCAGGGGAGGUGUACAGAGUGGCAGAGGUGGUUCUCAUUCAGGUAGAGGUGGUUCUUCUUCUGGUCGAGGUGGUGGUCGUGGAAGUUCACAAUAUGAGGGUGGUC
Messenger RNA from Solanum stenotomum, 484 nucleotides. RefSeq lists its product as uncharacterized. The record is from RefSeq and is a predicted model, not a curated record. NCBI's taxonomy places the organism in Eukaryota, Viridiplantae, Streptophyta, Magnoliopsida, Solanales, Solanaceae. The transcript has a single exon. The annotation marks the transcript as partial. Gene Ontology annotation, molecular function: nucleic acid binding; zinc ion binding.